Acanthoscelides obtectus is the source of this 651-nucleotide messenger RNA. Lineage: Eukaryota; Metazoa; Arthropoda; Insecta; Coleoptera; Chrysomelidae. The record is from the annotation of a GenBank genome assembly.
AUGACUGCCAUUUUAAAUUACUCGCCACAUCAGUCGACAAUUUCCCGUUGGUAUGGAGAAUUCAAACGUGGAAGGUGGGUGCACGAAAAAUGGCAAGAACACAAUAGACAUGUGACAUGUCGCGAGGUUGAGGCGUCCUUGAAGAUCUCAAAGACCUCAAUUCAAAAAAUUUUACAUGAAGAAUUAGGAGUAAGAAAAUUAGUUUCUCGUUGGAUACCCCACCUGUUGACUGAAGAGCAGAAAGCAGCCAGGGUUAAUUGGUGUCAAAAAACGCUUGACCGUUUCAAUUCCGGAAUCUCAAAACAUGUGUACAGCAUUGUUAGUGGUGAUGAAUCAAUCAUCCUCCACCAAGACAAUGCAAGCUCGCACACAGCCCAAAAAAUAAGGCAGUAUUUAACAGAAGAAAACGUGGAAUUAUUGGACCAUCCUUCAUAUAGUCCCGAUCUAAGACCUAAAGAUUUCUCUAUUUUCCCGAAAAUUAGAAACAAACUGCGUGGUCAAAGGUUCCAGUCACCAGAAGAAGCAGUUGACGCAUUAAAAAAUGCCGUUUUGGAUCUACCAGCAAACGAGUGGAAUAAGUGCUUCGAAAAUUGGUUCGAGCGCAUGCAAAUAUGUAUUAAUCUUCGUGGAGAAUACUUCGAAAAACAAUAA